AUGGAAGCUCGCCUGCCGCCAGACAAGUUGUGCCGCGCCACAUUGGACGCCGCAGCUGCCCUGAACGCAGCGAGUCUCUCCCUCAAGCAAACAGAGCGUCUCACAGGCUCAUUAGCCUUUUGUUCAAGAGUUGUCCGGCUUGGGAGGACAAGGCUACAGUCUCUAUACACCUUGCAAGCUGCCUUCCCACAUGGGAGGAGCUCGCGCCGCCGUAUCUCCUACGAGGUAAGUGAUGAUUUGGAAUGGUGGAGGGACUCCUUGUCUCUUUUCAACGGCGUACUCUUAAUUGACCCCUGCCGCCGCUCUAUCACGCACCUCUACACAGAUGCCUCCAACACAGGCCAGGGGCUGUUCUUCUUCUCAUCUAAGUAUAUAUCAGACUGCUGGCUGGCCCAUUGUCACCAGCUUCAUCCAAGCAAUGCUGCCUCACUGGCCCUUGCUCAAGACGCACACGCGCACCAAGUCGCACACGCGCACAUCAAUACCACCGAAGUAGACGCCAUUCUACAAGGCUUCCUACUCUUCAGCCACCGUUGGCUUCCUCAUACUCUCGUUAUCCACACGGAUAGCUCCACAGCCUACACUACACAGGACUGA
This is a messenger RNA of Penicillium brevicompactum, 597 nucleotides long. RefSeq lists its product as uncharacterized. NCBI's taxonomy places the organism in Eukaryota, Fungi, Ascomycota, Eurotiomycetes, Eurotiales, Aspergillaceae. The transcript has a single exon. The record is from RefSeq and is a predicted model, not a curated record. Bases 1 to 597 code for a protein of 198 amino acids.